Molecule: messenger RNA, 2008 nt
Organism: Pelagomonas calceolata
Lineage: Eukaryota; Pelagophyceae; Pelagomonadales; Pelagomonadaceae
Source: the annotation of a GenBank genome assembly
AUGCGCGCCGCCCUCGACCACUGCUGCGAGCAGCCUCCACACGAGCAAUGGGUCCCGCUCUUCAAGAUCCAGGUGUUUUUCUCCUGCGUCUCGUUUAGCAUCAUCGUGCCGUCGCUGGCGAACUACUUGAGGCGCAUGGGCGCCGAGGAGUGGGUGCUCGGCGUGGCCGUGGCCGUCUACUCGCUGGGCGAGAUGGUCGGCAGCGCGGUCUUCGGGAAGCUCAUGACGAAACGGUUGCGGGAGGCGCCGGCGACGGGGCCCCGGCGCUGUUUGUUGGAGACGAUGGUCUUCGGCGUCGUGGGUUCGAUCCUAUAUGUCGUCGCGGACGACGUCGGCCAGUCUCCUAAUCUGCGGAAUUGGGCGCCGUGGGUCGUCGUCUGUGUGGAAAUCAAAAUUUUACGGCACGUUCGUCCAGAAUCGCCGAGAAAUGACUUAGUGAAGAAUUAUCGGGUGCACCCGCCACACUGGUUGAUUUCCACACAGGUCGUCGUAGUUGGAAGAUUUCUGGGAGGGAUUUGGACGGGCGGCAAAAUGGUCGUGGACUGUGUGGAAAUCAAAAUUUUACGGCGCGUUCGUGCUGAAUCAUCGCGUCGUCCUCCACGCCAUCGACGCGACGCCUGCUCGAUGGCGUGGCGAUGUCGGUUCCUCACCGCUCGACCGAGCCAGGACGGCCGCGUCAUCGCCGAGAAAUGACUUAGUGUUGAAUUCUCGGGUGCACCCGACACACUGGUUGAUUUCCACACAGGUCGUGGAGCAGACGUACGUCGGCGUCGCCGCGCGCGAGGACCGCGUGACGCCGCUGACGUCGGAGAUUGGGGUCUAUGCGGUUCUAGGGUUCGUCGCGGGCCCGUCGGUCGGUGCGCUCUUCGCUCCCCUCAACCUGGAUUAUGGCCGCUGGCGCGUCGACGAGUUCACGGCGCCGGGCUACUUCGUCGGUCUUUUAUGCGUAGCGAUGAUGGUUGCCUGCUACCUUACUUUCAACCCGUCGGACGCUGUGUGGAAAUCAAAGACAUCGAGCAGGCGUCGCGUCAAUGGCUUGGAGGACGAUGCGACGAUUCAGCACGAACGCGCCGUAAAAUUUUGAUUUCCACACAGGUCGGACGGCUACGCCAAGCCCUUCCAGGGCCACAAAUUGGAAAGACGCCUCUCCCACAGCCUCGCGUCGCCGUCCAUCGGCGCGUCGCCGCGCACGAAUGUCGUGAGGCGAACAACGCAGCGGCGGCCCGACGCCGUCGGAUUGGCCGUGUGCCUCGGCGCCUUCUUUGCGCACUUCUACUCCUUCGCCAUCCAGGAAACAAUAACAACACCCUUCGUGACGGCGCGCUACGGCUGGUCGCAGCGUAGGGUGGAUACGCUCUUCGCCGGCGUGUCCGUGCUGUCUCUAGUUACGUCCGUGCUGGUCGCCGAGCUGUCGAACCGCUGGAGCGACUACGAUUUGCUCGUGCUGUCGCUGGUUUUGGGGUUUGCGGGGUCGCUCGUAUUGUUGGAUCCGCCGCUCUGGCCGGCGCAGCUCGGCGAGGCGCGGUUCCUCGCGGGCUUCGCGUUGAUCACGGUCGCGUUUCCCUUCGGGAGGAACGUGGCCCUCGCAACGUUCUCCAAGGUGCUGGGGCCCUGCGACCAGGGCGAGUGGAUGGGUCUGAUGUUUGUGGUGGGCGCGCUGCCGCGGUGUCUGGGGCCGUCGUGGUCGCUCUACGCGCUCCAGCUCGCGUGCGUCUUGUUCCCGCAUCCGGCGCCGUGCCCGAAGGGCGGGCGGACGUGCCUCGAAUUCGGCAUCUCGGCGCUCAUCUUCGGCGCGACGCUCGUGACCGUGGGCCGCACGCGGCGGCGCCUGCGGCCCUACGACGCGGACGACGAGGGCGGCGAGCGCGUGGGGCUGGUUUGACCAUUUCUAGUAACGAUUAGGUGUUGUGAAGUUACUAUUUACAGACAUUGUUGUCGCCCCCGAGCUAACACUCGGGGCGACAGCGUAGCGCGGGGCGGGCGUGCGGUCUAAGCAAAGCAACAAGGA